GGGGCCGGGGGGUGGCCGUGGGCCCCAUCCUGAGCGACAGCGCCUCCGACAUCUUCUGUGGUAACGAGAACAGCCCAAAUUUCCUCUUCCACAACUGGGGGGACGGGACGUACCGGGACGUGGCAGCUGCUGUAGGGCUGGAUGACCCCUACCAGCAUGGACGUGGUGUGGCACUGGCUGACUUCAACCGCGAUGGCCGGGUGGACAUCGUUUAUGGAAACUGGAACGGGCCACACCGCCUCUACCUGCAGAGCGGGGCCCCCGGGCGUGUCCGAUUCCGGGACAUCGCUACCCCCAAGUUCUCCAUGCCAUCCCCUGUCCGCACGGUCAUCGCAGCUGACUUUGACAAUGACCAGGAGCUGGAGGUUUUCUUCAACAACAUCGCUUACCGUGGCUCCUCUGCCAACCGCCUCUUCCGGCUCAUCCGCAGGGAGCACUCAGACCCCAUCGUGGAAGAGCUGAAUCCAGGGGACGCACUGGAACCUGAGGGACGGGGCACGGGGGGUGCAGUGACAGAUUUUGAUGGCGAUGGGAUGUUGGACCUAAUCUUGUCCCAUGGUGAGUCCAUGGCACAGCCGAUCUCCAUCUUCAAGGGCACCCAGGGCACCAGCAACAACUGGCUGCGCGUCAUCCCCCGCACCCGCUUCGGGGCCUUUGCACGGGGGGCCAAAGUGGUGCUGUUCACGCGGCGCAGCGGGGCCCACCUGCGCAUCAUCGAUGGCGGAUCGGGGUACCUCUGCGAGAUGGAGCCUGUGGCACACUUUGGACGGGGUGAGCCGGGGGGGGGAGAAGGGGCUGCCUCCACCCUCAGCCUUCCCUGGCACCGCCCUGGGCAGGGGCCACGUCUGCUGCCCCAGCACCCUGCAGCACAGCAGUCAUCCAUGCCCAUUGCCCUGGGCAUGCAACUGGUGCCUGCCCCGCUGGAGUGCGGGCAGGGAUUCUCCCAGCACGAGAACGGACGCUGCGUAGACACAGAUGAGUGUACAGAGUUUCCCUUCAUCUGCCCCCGGGACAAGCCCGUCUGCAUCAACCCGUAUGGCGGCACCUCCUGCUGAGCCACCACUGAUUCCCCUUCUCUCCUUCUCUUUUUCUCUCUUGCUCCUUCUCUCCUCUGUGCAGCUCAAGUGGCCUUUUUUGGGGGAUACCCCUCUGCUGGGAGCUGGCCCAGGCCCCCCCCCAGCGCCCUUCUCCCUCUAGUCCUCGGACUCUGCCUUUGCCUCUAUGCACUUUAA
Molecule: messenger RNA, 1232 nt
Organism: Phaethon lepturus (White-tailed tropicbird)
Lineage: Eukaryota; Metazoa; Chordata; Aves; Phaethontiformes; Phaethontidae
Gene: CRTAC1
Product: cartilage acidic protein 1
Exons: 10
Biological process (GO): axonal fasciculation
Source: RefSeq, a predicted model, not a curated record